Messenger RNA from Oppiella nova, 503 nucleotides. The record is from the annotation of a GenBank genome assembly. Lineage: Eukaryota; Metazoa; Arthropoda; Arachnida; Sarcoptiformes; Oppiidae.
GAAAUUCAAAGAGUGGUGGCAGAGUUGGUGGCCAGUGAGUUUUUCCAGCAAGGUGAUAUUGAGAAGCAACAACUCAACAUUGAGCCCAUUGAUAUGAUGAAUCGGGAGAAGAGGGAUGAAUUGCCACGAAUGCAGGUGUCGUUCAUAAACGCCAUUUGUUUACCCGUUUACGACGCCUUCGCCAAACUCUGUCCCUCACAUCUCAAGCCAUUACUGGAAGGCCUUAUGAUGAACCGGGAGGCCUGGCAAAUGCUCUCCGACCAGCCCUACUAUCAACACCAAAAUCAUACCUAAACUCGCUGUCAUUUUUGACACACAACUCUUAUUUAUUGAUUUUACUGUAUAUUUGUAAUAAAGUUUUACAUCAAAUGUAUUGUACAGUUGUGUAUGAAAUGCUAUCUAAUAGUUUGAUCCUAUUUAUUGUCCAAUAUUUUAUUUGAUUCUUAACUAAUGUCACCAUAAAUAUCUCAUUUAGUUUUAAAUAAAGUUUCAUUACAAAUUGA